AUGGUUUGGAUCAUGGUGCCUGUCUGCUGCAUAACCAUCUUCUCCCUCCAGUGUUCAAGGGGAACCACAGAUGCUCCUGUCAGCUCAGGACUGUGGCUGUGCCAGCCAGCACCCAAGUGUGGGAAACACAUCUACAACCCCAUAGAGCAGUGCUGCGACGAUUUCACUGUCUUGCCCUUGAACCAGACCCGUCUCUGUGGACCUGGCUGCAUCUUCUGGCCCUGCUUUGAGCUCUGCUGCCCAGAGUCCUUUGGCCCCCAGAGGAAGUUUCUUGUGAAGUUGAAGGUUCUGGGUAUGAAGUCCCGGUGCCCCUCUGCCCCCAUCUCCCGGGUCUGUCCCAAAUAA
Nycticebus coucang (slow loris) is the source of this 345-nucleotide messenger RNA. RefSeq names its product insulin growth factor-like family member 3. Gene Ontology annotation, molecular function: signaling receptor binding. The transcript has 3 exons. Lineage: Eukaryota; Metazoa; Chordata; Mammalia; Primates; Lorisidae. Bases 1 to 345 code for a protein of 114 amino acids. The record is from RefSeq and is a predicted model, not a curated record.